Mucor velutinosus is the source of this 1815-nucleotide messenger RNA. RefSeq names its product minichromosome maintenance protein 5 (gene MCM5). Gene Ontology annotation, cellular component: nucleus. Lineage: Eukaryota; Fungi; Mucoromycota; Mucoromycetes; Mucorales; Mucoraceae. The record is from RefSeq and is a predicted model, not a curated record. The transcript has 5 exons. Gene Ontology annotation, biological process: regulation of cell cycle. Bases 1 to 1815 code for a protein of 604 amino acids.
AUGAGCCAUCAAUCAAUGUCAAUCAAUCAGAUUCUACAGCCAAAAGAAACCACAAUAGAUAAAAAGUUAAUCAGCAAAGUCAAAAUCUUCUACACUUUCAAGGGAUCUGAUACUCAUUGCCUAUGCACCUUUGAUUUCGAAUUAGAUGAUUUCAAGGAUAGAAAAUGGAUUGGUGUGCCAUUAAAGAAAUGUCUCACAUCCGUUUGUUCAUCAUGCCCGGAUCAGUUGAUGAAUAGUAAUACGGCUAUUUACAGUGCUAAUUUCGAAGAAAGCAUUACUGUUGAAAACUGGUCUCCUCUUCAUGAUUCUCGAUCGAAUAUUAUAUGGGAAGGCCAUGGCACUUUGAAUUCGAUACUAAACGAUGAUCACAACAAUGCCCAAGUGACAGGCAAACUUACAGAAUCUGACAAAGACGGUCGAUACGAUUGCUACAUCGAAGUGCUUAUACAGCUUCAUCCGAUUGUACGCCAUCUAGUGCCAAACAAAAGCGAAAACCAACAUUAUCUUCCUCCCAUGCGUUCUAUCUGGAAUAGCAAUGAGUAUCCAUCGAGUGCCACUUCUCCUCCUCCCUCCUACCAUCAUCACAACAACACAUCACCUACACUUCAACAACAGCAACAACAGCAACAAAGCCGUCAACAACAUCAUCAAUUGGCAUCGCCCUCUCCACCUCUUAGUCAGUUAAACGCAUUACAGUUUUCAAUGCAGAGAGAUGAUGCUCACCGUUUACCGUCAUUCAAUCCUCCUUCGUCCUCUUCUUUUCCUCGAGAGAUGCAAAAAGAUGACUAUCAUCAUCCUACGUAUCCUCCUGCAUUAGAUCCAGAUUGGCCUGGUAGUCGAUACGAUUCUAGCAGUUUUGAUCAAGAAGUGAUCAAAAGACGAAAGCUUUCUCCUCCUAAUCUCCAUCAACAAUACCGCCCACACGUUUCUCCCUCUUCCUCUUCGCCUUCUCAUCGUCAACAGCAGCAGCAAUAUCACGACAGUAAUACGAAAUUAAUGAGUAACCACCUCACUGUGCAUCGCCAUUCCCCCUCCUCAAGUAAAACUUCCUCUGUCAUUACUACGAGUACACAUAGUAAUAGUAAUAGUGCAAUGGCAACUACACGUUUGAACCCUACAACAACAGAUACAUACUACCAUCAAUCGAGAAGAAAGAAGAGAGACACAAAACCACCAAAUGCCAAUGAUAUUAGACCUUUUGUAGAGGUAGAACGAACAAAAGAUGGCAGCUACGUCCUUCCUGCUGAGGUAGAUUCCUGGACAGUUCUUAGUUUGGGAACUGUUGUUUGGGAUAAAGCUGCCUUUCACAAUCAAAGAUACAUCUAUCCUGUAGGAUACAGAGUCAAAAAGUGGUAUAGAAGUAUGGUCGAUCCUCACAGUGAUACUCAAUAUACCUGUGAAAUUUUAGAUGGUGGCGAUGAGCCUAUCUUUCAACUAAAUGCUGAUGAUAAUCCCUCUGAAUGCUGGAGAGGACCUACUCCCACUACUGUCUGGACAAUUGCUGUGAGGAGAGCAUUUGCUAUCCGUAACAUGGAUUAUGGUCAUAAUCCUGUUGGCCCUGAUUUCUUUGGACUUCGCAAGAAUACGAUCGCAAAAAUGAUUCAAGAUUUACCCAACGCAGACAAAUGCAAGAAUUACAUUUGGCAAAACUUCGAAGCAAUGAGCAACAACAAGGGCAAAUCAGUUAGACGGACAAAUGCAAGAUUGAGUUCAUCUUCUUCGACUGGAUCAACCACAAACAACGAUAAACACCUCGAAUCUAUUGAUGAAAAUGCAGCAUCUUCACCAAGCACAGUGAAAAGUGAAGGCGCCUAA